AUGAUGAUUAGAAAUAGGUUUGGUUUACUACCAGUACAAGAAGCCCGUACAGAUGAAAUCAAAAAGUUAUUUGAACAACGCGAACAACAAAACAAUGAAAAUCGUUUCGUUGGAGAUACCAAUUCCAUUGAAUGGCUAACAGUUAAUGAGCGAGCAGCUGAGUAUGCCGUAUUUUAUCGCGAUUCAUUAAAAAAGGCCUAUGAAAAUGGCAUCAAUUGUGAUCUCCUAGUGUUUUAUUUAAAGGAGAUAGUUGCGAACAAUCCAAAAGGGGUGCUUGACGUUAUAUAUUAUUUUCGUGCGUAUUUCGAAAGCAAAGAUGCUACACAUAUUGUGAAAGCUUAUACGGUGGAAUCUGACUUUUAUCGUACACUGAAUAAAGAUCUGGCAAAAAUGAUAAGUCACAGAGAUCAUAUUGGAAUAGAAGUCAACAUAGAAGUCGAAAUACCUGGAGCAAUUGCAGGUGUUCUUAGUUGCGAUCCAGCGCUGCAGCAAUUUUCUUUUACGGGUGACACGUUUCGAGGUAUGCAUGUAACGACGAAUGAUCUUGAUCAAUACAAAGCUGGUUCGACUAUCAUGACUAAAUCUUUUUUAUCUACGUCGAAAAAAGAAGAAGUGGCCGCAAGUUUCAUUGUUAAAAACCUUGAACAGGAAGGUUUAGCUAGUAAUUCGAAUAAAGUUCCGGUCAUUUGCCAUUAUUCUAUUCGUAAUCGUAACACCGCUUUGGCAAUCGAAACAUUUUCAAUAUAUGAACGAGAAGAAGAAGUUCUUAUUCUUCCGAUUAACGUUUUCAAAGUUGUUUCCGUGAGAGAGAACAGCGGACGAUUUGAGAUUAAAUUAGUCGAGCAAGAGCGCUUAGCCAGGACGAUUUGGAGGUUGCGGGUAUGUUCGGUAUCAUAUGUCACUUUGCGUUUCCAUCUUGUUAUCGAAAGUGUUGCAUGA
Molecule: messenger RNA, 939 nt
Organism: Adineta ricciae
Lineage: Eukaryota; Metazoa; Rotifera; Eurotatoria; Adinetida; Adinetidae
Source: the annotation of a GenBank genome assembly